UCACCAUGUCAGAAGAUACCACCAAGAUCUUGAAAGGGAUCAGGAACAAACAGCGGCGGCAGAAGUUGUACGCCGACUUGAAGCACGAGAAAAAUAAGGCCAAGCAUAAGGCCCGGGCAGAGCGUGCCACUGAGGAGCGUAAUGAUCCCUCUUUGAAAGAGCAGAGACUCGCAGAUAAUGUCCCUGAAACAUUGGAUUCCAAACGAGUCUACGAUGAAACGAUUGUGGAGGAUAUGGAAGGCGAAGACGAGUUCGACGCCUACUUCGCUAGUGACAAGCCCCCCAAGCUCUUGUUGACCACCAGCAAAUAUGCCAAAAAACCCGCCUACGAGUUUGCCGACUUGCUCAUGGAUUUCUUGCCAGACGUCACCUUUGUCAAGAGAAAGCCCCAGUUCAGUAUCAACGACAUGGUAAAAUUUUGUAACAACAGGGAAUAUACCGACUUGGUGAUCUUGAACGAAUUCAACAAGAAAGUAACCGGGUUGACCUUCAUACAUUUACCCGAAGGACCUACUUUCUACUUCUCCAUCACCUCCGUUACCGAAGGUAAGAAAAUCAGGGGUCAUGGCCGGUCCACGGACCACACACCCGAGUUGAUUUUAAACAACUUCAACACUCGUCUUGGGAAAACCGUGGGUAGACUCUUUCAGAGUUUGUUCCCCAAGAAGCCCGAAUUCGAAGGAAGACAAGUCAUUACGUUACACAAUCAGCGAGACUACAUUUUCUUUAGAAGACAUAGGUACUUGUUCAAGAGUGAAGAACGAGUUGGACUCCAGGAAAUAGGGCCCCAAUUCACUCUCAAGCUUCGAAGACUCCAAAAGGGUAUCCGCGACGAGACAGAGUGGGAGUUCCGCCCCGAGAUGGAGAAGGACAAACGCAAGUUCUAUUUGUGAUUGUGGUUCUUAUAGCAUGUUAUGUAUCAUAGACGUUUUAUUUUUGCAGACACCGGAGGCAUCUUCUUUUUGUCCGCCGCGCACUUGUUCCGCCUCAUAAUAAAUAUCACUCAAAUC
Yamadazyma tenuis ATCC 10573 is the source of this 1010-nucleotide messenger RNA. RefSeq names its product rRNA-binding ribosome biosynthesis protein (gene RPF1). Gene Ontology annotation, cellular component: nucleolus; preribosome, large subunit precursor. Gene Ontology annotation, biological process: maturation of 5.8S rRNA; maturation of LSU-rRNA. The record is from RefSeq and is a predicted model, not a curated record. Gene Ontology annotation, molecular function: rRNA primary transcript binding. NCBI's taxonomy places the organism in Eukaryota, Fungi, Ascomycota, Pichiomycetes, Serinales, Debaryomycetaceae.